Penaeus chinensis is the source of this 1812-nucleotide messenger RNA. Its product is annotated as galactose-3-O-sulfotransferase 4-like. The coding region runs from base 90 to 1235 and encodes 381 amino acids. Gene Ontology annotation, molecular function: galactosylceramide sulfotransferase activity. Lineage: Eukaryota; Metazoa; Arthropoda; Malacostraca; Decapoda; Penaeidae. The record is from RefSeq and is a predicted model, not a curated record. Gene Ontology annotation, biological process: glycolipid biosynthetic process. The transcript is spliced from 6 exons. Gene Ontology annotation, cellular component: membrane.
CUUGUGAAGAGAGAAUUCAUGAAACACCCUGUGAUCAUUUUGCCCCGUCAUUCAGCUUUGCAACUAACAGUCUGCAACACGUCAAGUCGAUGGCUCAGUUAAAGAUCCCCUUGGCUGCGUUGCUGUGUCUGGUGUUCACAGUCGCUUUUUUAUCGAGAAUUCUACAUGUUCAGCAAAUCAGAUCUCCCGAGCUAGCACCACCGACUCGAGUGUCUGUCCCUCUUCCCCUGAAAGCACUCGAUAGACUCGAUAGACCGACUGUUUCUUGCGUUCCCCGCGACUCUGUGUAUUUCCUCAAAGUUCCGAAGUGCGCCUCGACAACCAGCUUCCAGAUUUUUGUCACAUACGGCAUUAUGCACAGCCUGACCUUCGCCCUUCCGCCCAAGCCAGGCCUCGUGCCCAUCUCUCCCUCAAUCCUUCCUCCCGAGUACCAUCGUUCACCCGACGGACGCUAUAACAUGGCCGUCUGUCACACGCAGUUUAACAAGGAGGGAGCCAGGCAGGUGGUGGAAGAAUCGGCCAAGUAUGUUGCAUUUGUACGAGAACCAGCAUCACGCUUUGAGUCCGCCUGGUACUACGGGAACUAUGAAAGGAAAUUCCACACAAACCUCACUAAUUUUAUUAAAGCGUCGACGUAUUCAAGGAAACAAAAGACUUUCCUGAACAGGAUUGCCAACUAUUUCGGUGUCAAGGAUCCCAGCGACAGGAUAACCGAGAGGGAAAUGGACGACAAGGCGAAAGAACUCCAGCAAAGCUUCGACCUGGUGAUGAUUACCGAGAGGUUUGACGAGUCGCUCGUUCUCCUGAAGCAUCUCAUGUGCUGGGAGACCGAGGACGUGGCGUACGUGCGAGCUAAGGUGCGACAGCCGGAACACAGGCGUAGACUGACGAAGGCGGAGAAGGACAAACUCCGACGGAUAAACAGGCAGGACGUCUUUCUGUACAAGUUCUUCAGCAAAAUCUUCGAGGAGAAAGUCAAGGCCUUCGGAAAGGAGAGAAUGAAGAGGGAAGUCAAGGAGAUUGGCGAGGCGAGUGCGCGUUUUAUCGAGGACUGUGGGGCUGAGCUCAUAGGGUCUUUCAGGACAGUGAAAACCUGGAAGGUCAAAAAACGCUCGAGCAUCUGCAGAAUGAUUACGCUGAACGGGGUUGAUAUUGAGAAACAGCUGAGAAAGAGACAAAGUAUAUGGGUCAGGAGUAACUUGACUUACGACUUGUCGACGUGGAAAUUCACUUAGGUACGAGAAAACGAGAAAUUUCUCCGAUUUAAGGGAAAAAAUAUAGAGAGAAAAAGAAAAUACUAUGCUUAACAUUUAUCUAUCAUAUCGUAUUUUUGUUACCUUUAUCCCGCCUACAUUACCCGAACAUGUCACAAACAUGCUUCUAGACAAGCCACAAUCAUGUUGGUAAAAACCUGUCGUGUACCAACGAAUGCUUGCCACUGUUUUCGAAGCCACGGGUCCACGGGUUCGAACAUCCAAGAGGGAAUACGUUGAACAUGGAAGUCCAGAGCAACGUUUCAAAACAUGUUUCGAAGUAUGUUUGCGAAUCGAAUAUGAAGCUUAAUUGAUUAAUACGCCAUUUCUUUUACUCCUUUUAUUUUGAUCUUUCUUGUGUUUUGUAAUGGAAAAAAUGUUGUCUAGAUUUCAAUUAUUUAAAUAUAUUUCACUAUUUUUCCAAAUAUAAUAAUCCUUGUUGAAAUAUCAUAACCAACAAUAACACAAGUUAGCAUAAGUCUAAUAAUAUUAAAAUUAAUUAUAUCAGUAAAGAUAUAAUCCAGAUAAGCAAAUAUUUUCAGUCUAUCUUUAAAAAAUU